GAAAUUUGGGAGGAGUGUCCGGGGGGCAGCAACUUAAAAGGGGGAGGGAACUGCAGCCUAGGAGACGAUCGGUGAUGGGAGCGCAAUGUAUGAGGGGAUACCGUGCCUCAGGUUUAAAAGAGCAGGAAGCCGAGUGAGAGGUUGGAGAAAAAGUGCCUUCGCCAGGCGGAGGUUACAGGUGGUGUCUCGGAAACAGCUCGCAGGCUGCAGGCUGUAGUUGUUGGGAAGCGGCUCGGAUCCGAGAACUGUGUGGAAGGAAGGGACAGCUUGGGGGCCAGCGUCCUGGGGCGAGGGGGAAGUUCGCGACUUUCUGAGGACUGGCAGGAAUGUGCCUCCUGGCCCUCGGUGCUUCCCCCCUGGGGGGAGGCAUCGCGAGGGACUGUGGCAGGCUCCACUGAACGCUGAGCUGCGGAGAACUCCACGUAUGGAUCCAGGGAAUGAGAAUUCAGCCACAGAGGCUGCGGCGAUCAUAGACCUCGAUCCCGACUUCGAACCCCAGAGCCGUCCCCGCUCCUGCACCUGGCCCCUUCCCCGACCAGAGCUCGCUACUGAGCCGUCUGAGCCGCCCGAGGUGGAGCCAGGUCUGGGAGAGAAAGUACACACGGAGGGCCACUCUGAGCAGAUCCUGUUGCCCUCCCGGCUCCCGGAGCCGGCAGGGGGCCCCCAGCCCGGGAUCCUGGGGGCCGUAACAGGUCCUCGGAAGGGAGGCUCCCGCCGGAAUGCCUGGGGAAAUCAGUCAUAUGCAGAACUCAUCAGCCAGGCCAUUGAAAGCGCCCCGGAGAAGCGACUGACACUGGCCCAGAUCUAUGAGUGGAUGGUCCGCACUGUGCCCUACUUCAAGGACAAGGGCGACAGCAACAGCUCAGCAGGAUGGAAGAACUCGAUCCGCCACAACCUGUCCCUGCACAGCAAGUUCAUCAAGGUUCACAAUGAGGCCACUGGCAAGAGCUCCUGGUGGAUGCUGAACCCCGAGGGAGGCAAGAGUGGCAAGGCACCCCGCCGCCGGGCAGCCUCGAUGGAUAGUAGCAGCAAGCUGUUGCGGGGCCGCAGCAAGACCCCCAAGAAGAAACCAGCUGUGCUGCCCGCGCCAUCUGAAGGUGCCACUCCAACGAGCCCUGCCGGCCACUUUGCCAAGUGGCCAGGCAGCCCUUGUUCUCGAAACCGCGAGGAAGCCGAUGUGUGGACCACUUUCCGUCCACGAAGCAGUUCAAAUGCUAGCACCGUCAGCACCCGGCUGUCCCCCAUGAGGCCAGAGUCUGAGGUGCUGGCAGAGGAGGAGAUACCAGCUUCAGUCAGCAGCUAUGCAGGGAGUGUCCCUCCCACCCUAAACGAAGAUCUGGAGCUGUUAGAUGGGCUCAAUCUCACAUCUUCCCAUUCCCUGCUCACUCGGAGCAGUCUGUCUGGCUUCUCAUUGCAGCAUCCUGGGGGCACUGGGCCCUUACACACCUACAACACCUCCCUCUUCAGUCCCACAGAGGGGCCUCUGUCAGCAGGAGAAGGGUGCUUCUCCAGCUCCCAGUCUCUGGAGGCCCUGCUCACCUCUGAUACGCCACCACCCCCUGCUGAUGUCCUCAUGACCCAGGUAGAUCCCAUUCUGUCCCAGGCUCCAACACUGCUGUUGCUAGGGGGGAUGCCUUCCUCCAGUAAGCUGGCCACAGGAGUCGGCCUAUGUCCCAAGCCCCUUGAGGCUCCAGGCCCCAGCGGUCUGGUUCCCAGCCUUUCUAUGAUAGCUCCCCCUCCAGUCAUGGCAGGUACUCCCAUCCCUAAGGCCCUGGGGACUCCUGUGCUCACACCCCCUGCCGAAGCUGCAAGCCCAGACAGAAUGCCUCAGGAUCUAGAUCUUGAUAUGUAUAUGGAGAACCUGGAGUGUGACAUGGAUAACAUCAUCAGUGACCUCAUGGAUGGGGGCGAGGGACUGGACUUCAACUUUGAGCCAGAUCCCUGAGGCAUGGCUGGGGGCUUUUGUCCCCUGCUUCAGAGGUGGAGCCAGGCGUGUCCAUAUCCACUCUUCACCCUUGAGCCCUCCCCAGGAAUUUGGGACCCUGCUUUAGAGCUAGGGUGGGGUCUGAUCACACACAGGUGUUGAAGAAAUUAUAAAGAUAAAACUGCCCCUAAUGGGGACACUGGGGGAGGGACAGGGGAGAGGGAAAGGGAGGGGGUUUAUUCUCACUGUGCCAAUUAGGGGGUAAGGCCCCCUCUCAGGAGCCAUCCUUGGCUUCACCCAUUCCCACCUCCUAGGCUUGUAGCAGGGGCGGGCAAUGCUGUUGAAAAUGUGAAGUCACCAGUGGCCUUACCCCUGCCUUUGGGAGCAGGAUUUUUUGUAGAGAGUCUUAUCUGAGUUGGGCCAGGCUAGGUUGAGCCUGGGAUUUUUAUGCAGUGGCCCCUUAGGCCAGUGGUGUGGGGUGGGGGAGGGGGCAUAGGGGACCUGGAAGGGCUAAGGUCUGAGCACUGGAGUGGCUUGCCAGGCCAAAUCACCCUUGGAAGGCUGCAGAUAACAGAAAGGCUUUUUAUAAAUUUUUGAAGAAAUACAAACACAAAUAUAGAGAUUUUUAACAGUGGCAAGGUGCUAGUGAUGGGGAGACUGCUUUUCUUUUUCUUUCUGAAGGCUUUGUCAUAGUGACAUGAUACAAACACUACAGACAACACUAGAGGAGACACGAGGACACAGGGAAGA
Messenger RNA from Tupaia belangeri chinensis (Chinese tree shrew), 2674 nucleotides. RefSeq names its product forkhead box O4 (gene FOXO4). Gene Ontology annotation, biological process: regulation of transcription by RNA polymerase II. Gene Ontology annotation, cellular component: nucleus. Gene Ontology annotation, molecular function: RNA polymerase II cis-regulatory region sequence-specific DNA binding; DNA-binding transcription factor activity, RNA polymerase II-specific. The record is from RefSeq and is a predicted model, not a curated record. NCBI's taxonomy places the organism in Eukaryota, Metazoa, Chordata, Mammalia, Scandentia, Tupaiidae. The transcript is spliced from 3 exons. Bases 425 to 1945 code for a protein of 506 amino acids.